AUGAUGGCCGUCCUCGUCCCCGCCUUUCGCAACUCCCUCUUGAGAAGUCUCCUUCCUCAACCCUUCCUGUUUGUCCCUCCAGCUCUAACAUGGUCGUUGCCGUCAUUGCAGUCGCUGCUUGAGCUCUUUCCUCCCUUUGUUUUGGCCGUGCCGAAAUCGAAAACAUCCCACUCCCGCAAAGCUAUGCGAAGCGCCAACAAGGGAUUGAAGGAUAAGCAUAACAUUACCAGUUGUCCAGGGUGCGGCUCACCGAAACUCGCUCACCACUUGUGCUCGAAUUGUUACGGCUCAAUAACCAAAAAAUGGAAGGCGGAGAAGAGGGGUGAGGCCAAUGGAAGCAUACACGAGAUGAUAUAACCGUCCAUCUGACGCCUUUGGGAAAAGCACGUAGUUGGACAACGGAUCUUAACCAUUAGUGAUGUAAAUAUCCUCAGUGCAUUCUACUCUUCCUUCCGU
Molecule: messenger RNA, 456 nt
Organism: Laccaria bicolor S238N-H82
Lineage: Eukaryota; Fungi; Basidiomycota; Agaricomycetes; Agaricales; Hydnangiaceae
Exons: 2
Coding region: 4-357 (117 amino acids)
Biological process (GO): translation
Cellular component (GO): mitochondrial large ribosomal subunit
Molecular function (GO): structural constituent of ribosome
Source: RefSeq, a predicted model, not a curated record